Molecule: messenger RNA, 1451 nt
Organism: Sitophilus oryzae (rice weevil)
Lineage: Eukaryota; Metazoa; Arthropoda; Insecta; Coleoptera; Curculionidae
Gene: Rab32
Product: ras-related protein Rab-32
Exons: 5
Coding region: 130-1212 (360 amino acids)
Biological process (GO): phagosome-lysosome fusion; endosome to lysosome transport
Cellular component (GO): late endosome; Golgi apparatus; trans-Golgi network
Molecular function (GO): GTP binding; GTPase activity
Source: RefSeq, a predicted model, not a curated record
AAACACCCUAAUACACUUACUCUCUACUAACCACUGACUAAUUACUUUAAUAUUAUAAUGUUAUCUGAAACCUAAGUAAUCCAGUUACACACGAAUACGAGCUCGUUAUGCAUUAGAAGUAAUAGUAAGAUGAAAAAAGCAAGUUAUUCGUCCGAGAGUAGACUAGAUAGAAAAGAAAAACCUUCGAAGAAUGUGAGACAAAUUAUAUCUUCGAAAAGUUCCAAAAUCAAAGAAGCCGUUUUGGAAAAACUGAAACCAAAAUCCAGAACGCCGAGAUUGAAGAAAUCUGUCAGUUUAUCAGCCGCUGAAAAAGGAAUAAGUGAAAAAUCGAGUAAAGAAACUCAAUUUGUGUUGGCGAAGUCAGCUUCAGAGGGUCAUUUUGGAAAAACUUCGAAGGAUUUCGGUAAUAUUGACGAGGAACCUUUGACAGACCUUGCCAGUGAGGUUUUGGAACUGUCCAAGUAUAGUGAAGACUUGGAAACGGACAAAACAAUAUUUGUGAGGACUAGAUCAUUAGAAAAUAUACCAAAUAUGCCUGCUUACGGAGAAUUACUUUUGGAUGCAUCAAUUCUAGCGACAAAUGUUAACAAGCCAAAAGAUCAUCUGUACAAAAUAUUAGUUAUUGGAGACCUGGGAACUGGCAAAACUUCUAUAAUCAAAAGGUAUGUUCACAGAUUCUUCACCCAACAUUACAGAGCAACGAUAGGAGUGGAUUUUGCCUUAAAAGUACUAAACUGGGAUGAAAAUACAGUAAUACGGUUACAACUCUGGGAUAUUGCCGGUCAAGAGAGAUAUGGGAACAUGACAAGAGUAUAUUACAAAGAAGCAGUAGGAGCAUUUAUUGUUUUUGAUGUAACUCGAAGAACUACUUUUGAAUCUGUGGCCAACUGGAAAUCAGAUUUAGAUUCCAAAGUUCAGUUACCUGAUGGAUCACCCAUACCAUGUGUUCUCCUUGCUAAUAAAUGCGAUCAACAAAAAGAAGGUUUAGUUACAAAUCCAGCUAGAAUGGACGAAUACUGUAGAGAAAAUGGUUUUACAGCUUGGUUAGAAACAUCAGCCAGAGAUAAUAUUAAUAUUGAUGAUGCAGCAAAAACCCUAGUCCAAAAAAUAUUAGAAUUGGAUAAUGUAAUAAACAAAAACAAAGGUGGAGAUCAAUUUUCAUUGGCUGACGACUCGAAUCCUGAUCUAGCCGGAAACAAAUGUUCCUGUUGACAGUUCUCUUUUCUGUUAUAUUACUAUUAUUAUUAUAUUUUUUACACGCGUUUUUUUCAAUUAUUUUCUUAACCGUCUAAAAUGUUUGUUUCGUUGUAUAAGUGUAAACUUUAAUAUUAUAUUGUAGCAAAUGUUUUUGUCUGAUUUUACAUAUAAUUUUUUGAAAAUAAAUAAGAUGAAAAAUUAGCUCGUUUCAAUCUAUGUUUUUUUAUAAAUAAAUAUUACAUGAGCCAUAAAAA